Molecule: messenger RNA, 2748 nt
Organism: Phyllopteryx taeniolatus (common seadragon)
Lineage: Eukaryota; Metazoa; Chordata; Actinopteri; Syngnathiformes; Syngnathidae
Gene: hdx
Product: highly divergent homeobox
Exons: 11
Coding region: 206-2524 (772 amino acids)
Biological process (GO): regulation of transcription by RNA polymerase II
Molecular function (GO): DNA-binding transcription factor activity, RNA polymerase II-specific; RNA polymerase II cis-regulatory region sequence-specific DNA binding
Source: RefSeq, a predicted model, not a curated record
UCGGGCCUGCAAGCUAACUACGUUUAAAGCUACUCUUCCAAUGUGUCGCUCACCGGGAUUGUUUGCUGUGUGCCUGUCAGUGGCAAAAAACAAAAAACUGGAGGUAGACGCUUGCGGAGUGGGAGUUGGUCAGGUGCACUGAGACAGGAUGUGGACAAGUGAGAUGGUGACAACAUAAAACCAUGGAUGUUUUGCUGUGAUCAGCAUGGCAGCUCCAUUCCCCUCCAGUAGCAGCAUGGAUUCAUGGCCACAGAGGCGUGGCCUCCAGACUAUGAACCUGCGGUCAGUAUUCACAGUGGAACAGCAGAUGAUCCUGGAGCGUUACUAUGAUAAUGGGAUGACCAAUCAGAGCAAGGCUUGCUUCCAGUUAAUACUGCAAUGUGCUCAGGAGGCCAAACUUGACUUCAGCGUUGUGCGGACAUGGGUCGGUAACAAAAGACGGAAACUUGCCUCUAAGGGAGAUCAGAAUGGAGGCAUGUCUCAUCCCUUACCUAGUCAUGGACUUGCUGGGGAACUGUUGUCCAAUCACACACUAGCUGGAGGAGCUUUGUCCAAUCAUGGGCUGUCUGUAGCAGCAUUGCUCCCAGCUGAAAUCACUGCUGUGCGGAAUAUCCAUACUCGUGCACACCUUCUCCCUACAUCAACCUCCUUCCCCUCUUUCUCGUCAUCAUCUUCCUCUGCUUCUUCUCCCUCGCCUCUUAGGAGUGGGAACAACAACAACAAUAAUAACGACGUUAUACACACAAGUAUCUACUCCAACCCUCGCCUAGAGCCAAAACCCACAGGGCCCCUAAGGUCAGAAUCUGAUCUCUCAGCACUCCCUCCCUGCUCCUUAAUCAGCCAAGCUGUGCAGCGCAGAACCAACUCUAGAUCCUCGUCUCUUCACUCCAAGCUUGUGUCACUGUCUCAGAACCUGCCUUCCCUCACAUCUGCCUCUGCAUCUCUGGUCUACACUGCUGGAAGGGACAUGAAGACAAGCUUGUCCCUCAAGGAUGUAGGCUUGCCCGGAGGGGUACGAGGCCUACCUCCCAGCUGGACUCGACCAUUUGGUACUGCACAGACUCAGCCAUGGUCAGCUUGCCCUCAGUCCCAGGCUCAACUUCAGCCCAGAGCUGAGACCAAUCCACAACAACCACCCGCUGCUCCACACAAGACCCGACUGUCCCUCCCACUCCAAAACUUGAAUCCUACCUCAGAGCAGAAAUCCUGCAUCCAGCAGGUGUUCACCUUAGUAGAAAGAGGUGAAGGCAGCAGAAUUAAACCUGGACUAGGUUCUACUCUAAAAGGCCCUGAGAUGCAGAGGCCAGUUUCACGCACUUUGGAUACCAGUCAUAACUUUUCCAUUGCAAUGGAAACCGCAGAUGAAGAAGAUGAGUGGCAAAGGGAAGAAGAACUGGCAAAUAUGGCUGCUCAGAAUAACAUGCAUCAGGAGCAGACGUCGUCUCUGGUAAUAGGUAGCCACUCAAUGAGCACGACCUGCUCCCAAAAUCUGCUGCUUGAUAGCAACUUAACUCAUCAGGGCAGCUCCUCUUUCACACAAACCUCACUUUCUGGGGAAGCCAGCUCACAGACUCCAGUCAGUGCUGCCACUUGGGUUAUCAGCAACUCCAGAAAAAGAACAUUGCAGGAUCGAACCCAGUUCAGUGACGAGGAUAUCAUUCAACUAAAGCGCUACUGGGACAGGGGCAUGACCAGUCUGGGCUCAGUCUGCAGGGAAAAGAUCACUGCUGCAGCAAACCAGCUCAAUGUAGACACUGAAAUAGUUAAGACAUGGAUCAGCAACAGACGAAGAAAGUACCGUCUCAUGAGUAUUGAAAUACCCCCGCCUCAAGGUGGGCCUGCUGUAUUCACAAACACAAGCUCACCCAGAGGUGAAUCUCCGGUGGCGUUUAGCCCUGAAGAUCGUCUCAGAACACCCGAACUCAGAGAUGACUUAAAUGAUGGGGUAUCUCUCUGCCUCUCAGAAGAUAGCACCAUUGACUCACACCAUAGAGAUGAAAAUGGAACAGAUGUGACUGGUGCUGCACCACUGGCUAAUAAUGUGAAGAUUGAAGUAAUUGAUGGGGAUGAAGAGGAAGAUGACAAUGAGGGUGAAAUAGUGCCCUUAGAUCUAGAACAGAUGCAAAGCCUGCUUGAAUUCAAGCAUGAGGAAGUGCAGUUCUUGGAAAAUGAGCUAGAGAACCAAAAACAAAAAUAUCUGGACCUUGCAAGCUUUACAAAGAGGCUGCUUAGCGCUGUUAGGAAUAAAGAUGUGGAGAAACAGCAGGAACUCAUUGCCAGUCUACCUCAGCCUUCGGACCAGGUGUGGGACAUGACAAAGGACAGAGGAACUCUGCCUGAUGUUGUGUCUGAAGACAAGUCCUCCAACUACCACAUUACCAUGACAACAAGCAGUGUUGAGCAUAUGCAGGAGCUAGCAAACGAUGGUUCCCCACUGAUGAACAUUAAAGAAGACAGUUGCAUUAAAGUUAUUGGGCCCUCUGCAUCAGAGGAGCAAAUGCAAGGAGUGCAAGAACAUGAGUGACUAUUUUACAUAUACCAACUUCUGCACAAACAAAUGUUUCCAGAUGCUUCACAGAAACUUAUUUUAAACAGCAGUCACUAGCAUUACAAACACAUGCUCUAUGCCCAGUGCCUGUGGAUUGAAGCUUCACUAUGGCUAUUUGGCUCACCCAAUUCAUUUUUAUUGCAUUUGAUUCGCCUUGCUCUGGUCAGGUUUUGAGAAAAGAAUAAAUAACUACCAACUGA